AUCGCCAGGGAUCUGGACCCAGUGCGGCGGAAAGCGCAUGGGCUGGAGGGCGCCGUGGACUGAAGGCGGCCCUGCACCCUUUCCCGCUCCCCGGCCAGGUCCGGGGCGGGGGGCGGGCCGAAUCAUACCCAAGCCGCCCCUGACCAGUGCCACCUUCCUCCGGUUUCCGCUGGCCGCGGGUUUCGGCUGCCCAAUGCUGCAGGCGCAGCGGAAGAGACAGCAGCCGGCUUGGGGCGAGCGGCAGCGGCGGACCGAGCGCAGCUCGGCCCGGGCCGCGGAGCCCCGCACGCUUCUGCGGUCUUCGUCGCUGGGCCUCGGCGGCACUUGCAAGUGAAGAAGCAGGGCAGCCUUCAUCUUGGAUAAUUCUAGUAGAGAAGCUCCGACAAUUUAGCACACAGCCUCCGGAGCAUCCAGCACCCUCACAGCAUCUUUCACCUUUAGAACAGAGGGCCAUUGGGAAACAGAUUCCUUAAAAGUGCAGCUGCUGCUGCCCCGGGCUUGUUAUGUGGUUGCCUGUGUGGAAUCUUGCUCCUCAAGCUCCAGUACUGAUUCAUCACUAUCCAGACCCUGUCUCAGCUUGGAGCUGUGGCAACUCCUGCUCUGUGGCAGGGAUGGUUUCUGUGGCUUCACCAGGUGGGCCAGCCAUGAGAGGGUACCUCGUGGCCAUAUUCCUGAGUGCUGUCUUCCUGUAUUAUGUGCUGCAUUGUAUAUUAUGGGGAACAAAUGCCUAUUGGGUGCCACCUGUGGAAAUGAAACGGAGAAAUAAGAUCCAGCCUUGUUUAUCAAAGCCAGCUUUUGCCUCUCUCCUGAGGUUUUAUCAGUUUCACCCUUUCCUUUGUGCAGCUGAUUUUAAAAAGAUUGCUUCCUUGUAUGGUAGUGAUAAGUUUGAUUUGCCUUAUGGAAUAAGAACAUCAGUGGAAUAUUUUCAACUUGCUCUUUCAAAACUGCAGAGCUGCGACCUCUUUGAUGAGUUCGAUAAUGUGCCAUGUAAAAAGUGUGUCGUGGUUGGUAAUGGAGGAAUUUUGAAGAAUAAAACAUUAGGAGAAAAAAUUGACUCCUAUGAUGUAAUAAUAAGAAUGAAUAGUGGUCCUGUUUUAGGACACGAAGAGGAAGUUGGGAGAAGGACAACCUUCCGACUUUUUUAUCCAGAAUCUGUUUUUUCAGAUUCCAAACACAAUGAUCCAAAUACUACAGUGAUUCUCAUUGCUUUUAAGCCACACGAUUUAAAGUGGCUGUGGGAAUUGUUGACAGGUGGCAAAAUAAACACUAAUGGUUUUUGGAAGAAACCAGCCUUAAACCUGAUCUAUAAACCAUAUCAAAUCAGAAUAUUAGAUCCUUUCAUUAUCAGAACAGCAGCUUAUGAACUACUUAAUUUCCCGCAAGUGUUCCCCAAAAACCAGAAACCUAUACACCCAACAACGGGAAUUAUUGCCAUCACCUUGGCAUUUCACAUAUGUCACGAAGUUCACCUUGCUGGUUUUAAAUACAACUUUUCUGACUUCAAGAGUCCUUUGCACUACUAUGGGAAUGCCACCAUGUCUUUGAUGAGUAAGAAUGCAUAUCACAAUGUGACUGCAGAGCAGCUCUUUUUGAAGGACAUUAUAGAAAAAAAUUUUGUAAUCAACUUGACUCAAGAUUAAUGCUACAGACUCAGAAGAUGAUAUUAACAGUAUUUUUAUUUUUAUAUUGUAAUUUUUAGUUUAUUUUUAUGUACUUGUCAAGAAAUUAUUAUUUCUGUCUGGUGAUUCAUAACCACCAGCUUAAUGUCUAUGAAUAUAUUUAUGAAAACAAAGAUAUAUUUAGUUAAGAUUAUCAGGGAAAAAGUAGUUUUAAUUGCAUUGUUUUUAAAAUAAGCUUAUUUUCUGAGGUGUUUUUAAACAUCUUUUUAGUUAUUUCAUAUUGGCUUUUGAAGAGAUGUGACUUCCUCAUGAAUAAGGGGAUUUAAGUUCACUGCCACAAACUUGAGUACACAUGACACUGUGCAGAGUGUAUCUGGCUAUUAUAAAUUGGUGGGGAAUUGGCAGGUGGGUGUGCCUUGAUGUGGCAAAAUGGAAGUACUUCAGGCCUCUAUCUGAAUGACUGUUUGGUUUCUUUUUGUCGUUUGAGGAAACUGAUUUCAAUUUAAAACAGCAGCGUGGAUGAUUAUGGACAUCUAAGAUCAUACUGUUUUAAUUAGCCUUUUUCCUCUGCAAUUAAGUAAUCCAUGAUCAUGAUGAGUAAUUAGGUAGAAUGAAGAUGGUUUUAUUUCAGUUGAAGGAAAUAUAAGCUAAAGAAUGCAAUGAUGAAAAUUUAGUGACUGUGUUUUAAAGAAAUAAAAGUUUAUAAAAAGCUGCGUUAGGCAAGCUCAAGGAGAAAAUUCUUAAAAAAACGUUACUUUGCCUGGUUUAAUUCAUUAAACUUAAAAGUGUACUAUUUGCAGUAAAUUAGGAAAAAUAAAGACAAGUAGACCCUAUGAAGAGUCAAGCUAUUUUUGGAUUUAAAUGGCAUUUUCAUGAAAAAUCUCAUCUUCAAAUGGAAAGCUUACCUGGCUACCUAGGGUGCACCAGAGAGGAAUCCUACAGGAUGCAAACAAGCCAGUCCCACAAAUAUGGCGAGCUAGUCUCCUUUCCCAUUUUGAUAUCUAUAACUAAAGGCUCUGGUGAGGUGGGGCGGGGAUAAGGGGUAAAGGAGAAUGGAAGAGAACAUAAAUUAUAAUAAUGGAAUUAAAAGCUGUCAGAAGAGGUAUGAGUUGAAAGGAUAUCUUCUGAACAAUAAUUAUCACUGGGAGACACUGAUGGUGUUAUGACAGCCAACCUGCUGCUCUAGAGUGAAUAAAGGGUGAAAUAAGUAUUAGAGCAGAAACGAAUAAAUGAAGUACUUAGAAAACCGGUAGUUGAUUUAACCCAGAUCUAAACAUUAAAUAUGGUCUAUGUUCUGUUAAUAGCAUACAUUUGCACAAUACCACAUACCAGCUUCAUUUGGUUCUUCUAAUAACUUUGAGGUGGAAAAGGCAGAUAUUAGACUGGAGUCCAUGUGUCCAGCGUGCCCUUUCCCUCUUACCGCACAGCCCUAGGCUGGGUGCACCUUGACCAUUGAAGUUCAGUUUGAUAUAAAGUAAUUCUGGCUUCAAAAAGGCUGCUGCUGACUACAGAAAAAGUCAAAGUCAAAAAUCAAUGAUGGCAUUUUCAAAUAUUACUGUGAAAUUACUGUACUAUAAUAAUGGCCAUAAAAUUUCGGACUGAUGUUAAAAUUGAGGAAUCUGGCAUUUUGUGUAGUAUAAAACAAGGCUACAAACCUUAAGGUUGUUUUAGUUAAGCCAAAAAAAUCUAAGACACAUAUAUACAAUUUAUUAAAAACACAUGAACACAGUAAAAUCUAUUUAUACAAUCUAAAUUCUAGCAACAUAUACAAAUACUGAGUGACUACAGUACAUGCCGAGGUAAGAAAAGUACAUUCUGAGAGAAUAUCACUGACACUCAAGCCGUUUUUAUUUCCAAUAUGCAUUUCAAUACAUGUUUUGUUUAAACCUUUCCCAGUGCCAAA
Molecule: messenger RNA, 3522 nt
Organism: Pteropus alecto (black flying fox)
Lineage: Eukaryota; Metazoa; Chordata; Mammalia; Chiroptera; Pteropodidae
Gene: ST3GAL6
Product: ST3 beta-galactoside alpha-2,3-sialyltransferase 6
Exons: 12
Coding region: 504-1640 (378 amino acids)
Biological process (GO): glycolipid biosynthetic process
Molecular function (GO): beta-galactoside alpha-2,3-sialyltransferase activity
Source: RefSeq, a predicted model, not a curated record